Messenger RNA from Saccoglossus kowalevskii, 1179 nucleotides. Its product is annotated as rhomboid-related protein 2-like. The record is from RefSeq and is a predicted model, not a curated record. Gene Ontology annotation, molecular function: calcium ion binding; serine-type endopeptidase activity. Gene Ontology annotation, cellular component: membrane. Lineage: Eukaryota; Metazoa; Hemichordata; Enteropneusta; Harrimaniidae.
AUGUUGUCAAUGCACACUACUGUAAUUGACAGUGUGGAUACGAGUAACAGCAUUGAAGACGAUGAAAUCAGUACGCAGAAUGAUAUUGACGGCUUGCCUUUAUUGGACCUCCCUCAAACUCUGGAAGAUUUUGAUGAUGAAGGUAAUGGAGUGAUAUCAAUGGAAGAUUUUCAUACAAUUCUCAAUCACUAUGGUCUGAAGAAUGAAUUAGAUUCUCACAAAUUGGGUCGUUUGAAAUCGACAAUUGACGACAACCGAGAUGGAUAUAUAAGCUAUCAGGAGUUUGUUAAUGUGAUGAGUGAAAAGCGAACCCUUAGUUUCUCAAUCGCGGUACGAGAUAAAGAUUUUGAAGAGCAUGGGCAGUCCAGAUAUGAUCAGUUAUCUGUUAGACAAAAAGUACUGAAGAGAGUUGCUGACGAGAUAUUAACGAAUAGCUACGACCGAAAGAACUAUAUUGAUGGUUAUAGUUGCUGCCCACCUCCUGUUUUUAUGAUUCUUAUAAGUAUUAUAGAGAUAAGUAUUUACAUCUACUAUGCAAAGAACACCACGGUAUCUUUCGACUACCUGACAGGGCCAGUCCCAGUUGACAGUCCAUUUCUAUAUAAGCCAUCAAAACGAUUGGAACUCUGGAGAUUUUUUACCUAUAUGCUUAUACAUGCUGGUUUGGAGCAUCUUAUUAUUAAUGUGACUAUACAGUUAAUACUAGGAGUACCACUAGAAAUGGUACAUGGCGCUGCCAGAGUUGGAAGUAUUUAUUUUGUGGGAGUAUUAGCAGGCUCCCUAGGUACAUCAGUUUUUGAUAUGCAUAUCUAUUUGUGUGGUGCAUCAGGUGGGAUGUAUGCAUUAUUGGCUGGGCAUUUAGCAAAUGUUGUACUGAACUUUUCAGAAAUGCCUUUUGGUAUUUUAAGAGUCAUAUGUCUGUUUAUUAUUGCAAGUCUAGAUGUUGGAUUUGCAAUCUGGAGGCGGUACACAGACAGGGGGAUACCAACAGCGUAUGUUCCACAUUUCACUGGAUCAAUCACAGGUGCCACAAUCGGACUCCUCAUCCUCAAGAACUUUGAUCAGAAACUUCAUGAACGUUUUAUGAUUUGGGUUGCUAUGGCCGUCUACAUCAUCUGUAUCAUUUUCACAGUUUUCUGGAACAUUUUUUAUAAUCCCGAAAAAGAUGAAGAGACAUGA